Messenger RNA from Hemibagrus wyckioides, 3317 nucleotides. RefSeq names its product serine incorporator 5 (gene serinc5). The transcript is spliced from 12 exons. Gene Ontology annotation, cellular component: membrane. The record is from RefSeq and is a predicted model, not a curated record. The coding region runs from base 146 to 1525 and encodes 459 amino acids. NCBI's taxonomy places the organism in Eukaryota, Metazoa, Chordata, Actinopteri, Siluriformes, Bagridae.
CGGUCGUGUAUUGUGAGCGAGUGCGUUCAGCGGGGGGAGCUGUGCUGUGGCGAGGGAUUGAUAUUUUUCCUCCUCUCUCCGAGGACAACAUCUGUUCGGAACUAAGUGUACAUGUAAAAGAGGGAUUAUCGGACGGGAUUUAAAGAUGUGUACUCCUUGCUGUUUAAAUCAGCUGGCCUGCUGCUGCGGCUCGGCUGCCUGCUCGCUGUGCUGCUCCUGCUGUCCCAAGAUCAAGCAGUCGACAGGGACGCGCUUCAUGUACGCCCUCUACUUCUUGCUGGUCACCGUCACCUGCGUAAUCAUGAUGUCGCCCACCGUAGAGAUACAAAUGCGCAAUAAUAUUCCAUAUUAUGAGGAGAUUUGUAAAAAGCUGAAUGCUGGAGAGAACUGCAGCACCCUGGUCGGCUACUCCGCCGUCUACAAAGUCUGCUUCGGCAUGGCGUGCUUCUUCUUCUUCUUCUCCAUGUUCACCAUCCGAAUCCGGAGCAGCACAGGAUGUCGGGCGGCCGUACACAACGGAUUCUGGUUUCUGAAGUUUUUGGCUUUGCUAGCCUGCUGUGCAGGAGGCUUCUUCAUACCUGGUGAAGAGAAGUUUCUCGAAGUGUGGCGUUAUGUAGGAGCUGCCGGUGGCUUCCUGUUCUUACUAAUCCAGCUCAUGCUCCUGGUUCAGUUUGCUCACAGAUGGAACCAGAACUGGAGUUCAGGUGUAGAUCACAACAAGCUGUGGUAUGCAGCGCUGGCCCUGGCCACGUUGGUGCUCUUCUCUGUGGCAGUGGGUGCUCUGGUCUUUAUGAUCAUGUACUACACACACUCUGAGGCCUGCUCCCUCAACAAGGUCUUCCUGGGGGUGAACUCGGGUUUAUGCAUCAUCGUCUCACUGCUGGCCAUUUCACCUUGCAUUCAGACAUUCCAGCCCACCUCAGGCCUGCUCCAGCCAGCAAUCAUCAGCGUCUACGUCAUGUACCUCACCUUCUCAGCACUGUCCAGCAAGCCCAUUGAAAUGGUGGAGCGUGAUGGAAAGAACACUACGGUCUGCGUCUUUCCUAUCUCUGGAUCAGAGGGGGGCAAAAAUAUAGCGACGGGUGUAGGGACGGCCAUUUUGUUCGGCUGCGUGCUGUACUCAUGUUUGACCUCCACCACAAAGAGAAGCUCAGCAGCAUUACGAGUGUACAGAAACUCCAUGCAAGAAAAUGAGAGAGCACGUUGCUGCUUCUGCUGCACUGACUUCACAGAUGAAAACGAUGAGGAGGAGAGGACUGCAGGGGGACAGAAUGUCUUUUAUGAUGAGAAAGAGGGCACUGUCUACAGCUAUGCCUACUUCCAUUUUGUCUUCUUCCUUGGCUCGCUCUACGUCAUGAUGACGGUCACAAACUGGUUCCAUUACGACAGUGCUAAGAUCGAGAGAUUGUUGGAAGGCAGCUGGUCAGUGUUCUGGAUCAAGAUGGCGUCUUGCUGGGUUUGUCUCUUCCUCUACAUGUGGACUCUGGUGGCCCCCAUGCUCUUCCCAAAGAGGUUUGAAGCAUAAAGGCAGUCUUUCCAAAUACGCAUCGCAUCUGUCCUACCACUAAAGCGCUCUGCUCGAGUUUAUAAAAGUCCCAUUUAAACGUUUUUACUUUGUAAGACAAAACUGCCUGAAACCUUAAAGACAGACCAAUGGAGAUUUGUUACAUGUUUGGGUUUUGAUGUUCUUUCGAUUAAUCAGGAGAACAUCGCAUUUUCUUUUUUUUUUUAAAGGAAAUAGAAACCAUGAGGGUAUGAAAGCAAAGCAUUGCUCAGGCUCUCUUCACUGUUACUGUCUUGUGGGUUACAUUUGCAUCUGUGCAUCUUUUGAUAGAUAAAGUAUUCUAUGCAAGUCAACCAAGAGCAUGUGUUUAAUUCCACCAUUUUCUAUCUGUCUUUUUUUUUUGUGUGUGUGUGUUCAUAUUGGUGUUUAUGUGCCAUUUACUAUUCACACCAAAAUGCUAAAUAGCUAUGAACAACAUGAUUUCUUAAGUCUAUUAUAUAUGUCUUAGCCUAAUAGAAUAAAAGUAAUUGUUUUGGAAAGCAAACAUUCCUGGAGCAUUCUCCCUUUAAGUUUAGGCUUGUGAACGGUAUAUUAUAGUAAUUCUACUCUGGCUUUGUGUGCUAAAAGGAAGAAAGCUGGGUGGUGAUCAUCGUCAUUCCAUUGCUUCAUUUCUUUUAGUACUUUAGCAUUACAUCCAAAAGUGCCUUGGAUGCUCUAAUUAUUUGACCGUGUUAGAGCCGAACUCAUGCUCAAGACUUGCAUGGAUUCCUCCCAGUGUCAAUAAGAUCCAUUUAUCACUACAUCACACGUGUUACACUACCGUGUAAAGUCGGUUUACACAAAAUGUUCCAAAUCUGUAAGCUUUCACACGUUCCAUUAGUCAGAAUGUUUUGUUAGUUUAAGCCUAUAGCCUCUGUAAAGGUCGUGCUUCUUGUGUUGCGUUUGCUUUAUCUGUGCGUGUUGGUCACUGGUCAGAAGGACGUGUGAAAAAAAAUAUUGAACUGGAUUUCUUUUUUUCUUUUUCUUUUUGUGUGUUUUUUAAAAAUUCUAAGAUAAUGACUUGUUAGACGCAUAGCAUAUUGGUUUGGAUUUGAACAUUAGCAUCGCCGCUAACAAUUAAAAGGAAGUAAAGAUGUGUUGCUUUUCUUAAACGCAGUGUGUCCGUACAGCUCAAAACGCAACACAGUCAACAAGGUACCACUACAUCAACACUGUAUUCCAUGUUAUCUCCUACUGUGGUUUAAGCGAAUGAGCCUGAAGAUCACAUGGACGUUAAACACUUAUUGACUUUGCUUUUUAUUAGUCUGUAAUUAAUCUAAAUUAGCAAUUCUUUCCUCUUAUAUUGUUAUCGAGGAAGUGCUGCGUCUGUGCCACGACCACUUAAUGAGCAGCUCUUUUUAACCGAGAGCGCGUUUUUAGGUUUUAGUUUUAAACCUCGUUACAAAUACGUCAAGAAACGUACAAUUCCUGAUGAACAUAAGAUAUAUGCAGACUUGCUUUAUUCUCUCUUUCUACGUGUAUAUCUGUGAAUUAUUUGGUGCUCUAUAUUGUCACAUUGUGUGUAGAUGCAACAGAAUAUGCUAAAGAUGAAGGCUAGAUCUUUUUGUAAAAAGGAAUCGGAUUUCUUUUAUUGUUGAAAGGGGACCACUUUACACGAUUUACAAUGCUGUAACUUCUCAUAUUCCUGUGUUUCUUACUAAUUUUUGCAUGGCUUUUUUCUUUUUUUCGAAAAACCUGUACAUAUUGUUUACAAAAAUAUCCAUACAAAAAGCUUCCUUUAAAAAAAAAAUAAUAAUAAAAAAAAAUGCCUUUU